CGGGUUUUCUUAUUUUGGGAGCAGUUGAUGGAAAUAGAACUGAAGAAAAUGCUGGACACAGUCCAAACCAUCCACGACGAGAUGUACUAUCUACGUGAAAGGGAGGAAGAGAUGCAACUGCUGAAUAAAUCUACAAACAGCAAGAUGUUCUGGUUUAGUUUUCUAUCGAUUCUUGUGUGCCUAUCUGUAACUGGAAUUCAGCUAUGGCAUUUGAAGUCUUUCUUCGAGAAGAAGAAGCUUAUUUAAUCUAAUGUGCCAUUUGAGUAAUUUAUUGGCGAUUCUGAGUACUGUACAAUACUUAGGGAAGAGAUGAAUUACAUUUUUUAUUUGAUAUUGUAACAGAACUGUAAUAAAUUUUAUUUUAUAGGGGUUUUAUUGAGCUGAGUGAAGACGAGAGAAUAGGGAUACUUGUUUUUCAAAGAACUUUUUUUUCCAUCUCAUUCCUACUUUACUAUAGAAAGAAAAAAGGCUGAUUUCUUA
Messenger RNA from Salvia hispanica, 480 nucleotides. The record is from RefSeq and is a predicted model, not a curated record. Lineage: Eukaryota; Viridiplantae; Streptophyta; Magnoliopsida; Lamiales; Lamiaceae.